CAACGACGACGACAACGAUAACUAUUGUUAAAAUAACGAUGAUAUCAUUUGACGUGAUUUCGAAAAUUAUUACGUUUUGGAUGGCUAAACAUGCAUGAGUUUUGCCCGUUAUGUUUGAAAAGUGGCAAUAAAGUAAGAAUUAAAUCUUUCCAACUCAAUUUUCAAGAAGCUGUAUUGAUGUGUGCCACAGAGAAUUGUACAUGGCCAUUUGGUUAUAAAAACCUUAUAUUUAUUAAUCGACCAGUGGGGAAAGAAUGGUCUAGUACUUGGGAUGAAUCAGUACUAAAGUAUACAAAAAAUGAUCAAGAUAUAUUGCCUGAUUUAUCAUCUUAUAUACCAUCGCAAUCAUCUAGCAGCAAAGGUGUCAAUUGUAAUAGAACCAGUACGAUGUUUGUUCAGGAUCAAGUGCCUACAUCGAUGCCUAACCUUACAAAAGAAAAUGUAAAGCAGCCUCAAGAAUUGUAUUCAGUAUUAAUUGAGCCAAAUGAAUUAUCUGUACAUAAUAAUAUUAAUAAUAGAACAAAUUUAAAACCAAAAGUUGUGUGUUUGAAAAAUGUGAACUAUACAUUAGAAAGGCAUGUUCCAAAAGGUUAUACUUACAUUAAAAAAAAUACUAAUAAUGAUAGACAUGCUGAAUCUGGAAAAGAGUUAAAAAAUGAUGAAAAUAUUGCAAAUCUGUCUAUUGCAUCAGUAAAUAAUUUAAUACCUGUUGAAGGUAAUAAAUUAGCAUGUACUUUACCCAAGUUGAGUGUAGUUAAUGAAAGAUCAAAGGAAGGAUUAAGACUGCUAAUUAGAAAACAGAAGAGAUUAGGUUCUUAUGAAAAGUUUGAUUUCCAGGAAUUAAUGAAACCAAUGUGUGCUACUAUAAAAAAAGAAGAAAAGCCAGAUUUAAGCAUAAAUGAGAAUGUAAAAGAAUGCUGUCCCAAUGUUUUAGUAAAGUCCAAAUUUCCAAAUGAUAACUUAAUGGAUUCCAAUGGAGCAAAUAUUGAUGUUGAUAAUAAUAAUCAACUAGAUGUAAAUUCAACAUUAGCUUUAAGUAAUUCAUCUAAGGAUUAUGUAGUUGAUCAGGAGUUAGUAGAAAAAGAAGAUUUUAAUUUACAGUUGGAAGAACUCUUGGCUGGCUUUUCUAAUGAUGUAAAUAAUGUAGAAAAGAACAAUGUAAAUAAUACGGAUGAGUACGAUUGGAUUAAUUCCUUAUUCGAAUGAAUUGAGUAUUAAACUAUUCAUUAUAUAAUAUUUAUAUAUUUGUACACUAGCGAAAUAUUAUAUUAGAAAAGAUUUGACAAUUGUAAGCGACAUUUUAGUCAUUACGUGUUGCA
Molecule: messenger RNA, 1319 nt
Organism: Ceratosolen solmsi marchali
Lineage: Eukaryota; Metazoa; Arthropoda; Insecta; Hymenoptera; Agaonidae
Exons: 4
Coding region: 91-1206 (371 amino acids)
Source: RefSeq, a predicted model, not a curated record